AAUCUACAUAAAAUUUAGAGAAGGUUUAGCCAUCGAAGAGAAAGGACUUUUUAUAAUUUUUUUAAUACUAUUAUUUCUCACAACUUUUUAAUUUAAAUCCAUUUUUGUAGACAUGCACAUACAAGAUGAUGUCUGAUCAGUUUAGAAAAGUAGAACCAUAUUCUCCGAAGUCCUCGCCUCGAGGAGCGAGGUCACCAGUUGUUUCACGGCAAGAUUCUUCUGGUACCCUCAAAACUACUAUUUCACUGGGUAAAAAUCCCUCCAUAGUACACAGUGGACCAUUCUAUUUGAUGAAAGAACCUCCAGGAGAAUGUGAGUUAACAGGAGCAACAAAUUUAAUGGCGUAUUAUGGACUCGAACAUUCUUAUAGUAAAUUUAACGGUAAAAAAUUAAAGGAGUCGCUAUCUUCCUUCUUACCUACAUUACCUGGUAUCAUGGACGGACCUGGACAAGAGGAUAACAGUACAUUGGGUUCUGUAAUCGCAAAACGCCCUAUAGGAGGAAAGGAAUUAUUACCAUUGACUAGUGCUCAGCUUGCUGGCUUCCGGUUACAUCCAGGUCCACUUCCAGAGCAGUACCGCUAUGUGAGUGCUACCCCACCAAAGAAACAUAAGAGCAAACACAAGAAACAUAAACACAAGGAUGGUGCUCCUCCAGGCCAAGAUACUCCCCUGCAAGAUUCAUCAAAUCCAGACACCUAUGAAAAGAAACACAAAAAACAAAAGCGCCAUGAUGAUGACAAAGAGAGGAAAAAGCGUAAAAAAGAGAAAAAGAGGAAAAAGCAAAAACACAGUCCCGAGCAUGGAGGGCUAACACCCAGCCAACAUCCAUUACCUUAAGUUAGUUUUAUUACUUCUAUAAUUAUGAUUUUUUGUCCAGUUUUUUCUUAAAGAAUGAGCAAAACUUAUUUCCACAAACAGUAAGUUUUUGAGAAAAAUUUAGUAAGUAAUCUCUAUUUUCUUCAUAACAUGUAUAAAUUUGAUUUUUUUAAUGUAGGCUAGUAAAAUUUUUGUUUCUUCAUCAUUCAAAAAAUAUUUUUUAUUGAAUUCAAACAUUAGGUGAAAAAUGUAUAUAGGUAUUUUUGUGGCACCAUUUUAUUUUUGAAAAACAAGUUGUUCCAAAGAUAUUUUAUGUUAUGGCAAAAACUAAACAUUAUGACGCCCAUAACUAAAAUGACAUUUUGUCAUUUAUUGAAUUAACACAAUUCAUUAUAAAAUAAGCUACAUGUAUUCAAUCUUUUUUAUGGUUUACUCACACAGUCAACAUAAAUUCUAUAAUAAGAAAUUAUUUGAACUGAAUAGGUCUGAAUAAAGUAUAAUUGUUGUUAAUAUUUCUUUAGGAUUGUCAUAACUAGCUUAAGUUAUUUAUAUAAACACAAGAGAAAUAAAAACUAAAGGAUGCAUCUUCAUUGGUACAUAAACUUGUAUUUGGUUAAUUAUCAAUGUAAUCAAAUCAAUACUUUAUGAAUACCUUAUUUUUUCAUAGUAAAAUUUGUUUAAUUAGUAAAUAAGCUAGAUGUAAGAAGUAUGUUUAAAUGCGACAUUUUGUAUGUUUGAAACAGCACAUAAUUUUAAGUUUCAGAGAAUCCUGUUAUGUAGAAUUAUGAAAAAUAAAAUUUCUGUGAAAUGAAUGAGUUAUGACAUUUUAAGAGUAAUUUUCUAAAAAAAUUAAAUUAUAAAAUUAGCUUACUGUCAGUAAUUAUAAGUUGUUUUACCUAAAUGUCUUUUAAUAUUUUUGUGAUACAUAUAAAUUUAUUGGUUAUGUUGUACUGUUAAAAAAGUAACUUGAAGAAUAAUUAUAGAUCAUCAGACCUUCAGUUGGGGAUCGUAUUGAGUGCGAAGAGUUGCCAUUACCCAUCUUUACGUCUUUACGCCGGCCAUAUUAUAGGUAAAAUAAUCUUGCAAUAUAUAAUGAAGUUAAAUGUUAGUAGGUAAAUCUGAAUAUUGAGAGAACCUUUUCUUUCUUUUAAAUGUAUAAGGUGAAAAUUAUCAACUAAACCGCGUAUUGUAUAAAAAUAAAACAAAAGUUAAAGGCGUAAUUUAUUCAAUUAAAUUUACACAACAUUCGCUUCAUACAAAAUGUGUUGGUUUUAUAAAAUCAAAUAAAUUAGUAAUGCAGCACCAAAAUACAUUCACCAAUUCUUACAAAAUGUCUACUUACUUUCUACAUUAUAUGCUCUUUACCUAUUGUUUAAAUAUAGCCAAGUUAGAACCAAAUUAUACAUCAUUUUUAACUAGCAUUCUAUUAGUACUGUUUAUGUAUCAAUAUUAAUGUCUAUUAUAAGUACAGGACAGGCCAGUUAUCUAACUAUUCAUAUUCUACAUGACACAUUAAUAACUCUAUUUUCUAAGACAGUCUAACAAGGCUAUACAUUUUGGUGCAAGCAGUUAUAGUUAUAGU
Pieris rapae (cabbage white) is the source of this 2400-nucleotide messenger RNA. RefSeq names its product mediator of RNA polymerase II transcription subunit 19 (gene MED19). Gene Ontology annotation, biological process: positive regulation of transcription by RNA polymerase II. The coding region runs from base 126 to 839 and encodes 237 amino acids. The transcript is spliced from 3 exons. NCBI's taxonomy places the organism in Eukaryota, Metazoa, Arthropoda, Insecta, Lepidoptera, Pieridae. Gene Ontology annotation, cellular component: mediator complex. Gene Ontology annotation, molecular function: transcription factor binding; transcription coregulator activity. The record is from RefSeq and is a predicted model, not a curated record.